AGUCAUACAGGAAUGACAAUGCUUGGAAGGAAACACAUCUAAUGCAUUUUCGCUAAAAAGAACUGUCAGUCCCAUUGCUAUGAUUUCGCCGGAUCAACUACGUGGUCUCAAUGAAGCAGAGUAUGUGGAGAUCAUCAGGUACAUUAUUGCAGAGUACGACGAGCAGAACGCCUCCUUCAACAAACUCUCAUCCGAUCAUCAGAACCUUCAUUCACUCUACGAGGAUCAGAUGAGCGCAAUUAAAGAAACCCUGUCCCAGAAGUUAAACGCGCCCCACAACAUUUCUAGCAGCAGUGUUGGAGCAUUCGAAGUUGUGGAGGAGGCUGUCAGAGAGCUUAGUUUGCAGCAUGAAGAGGAAAUCAAGUCCUUAAUGAAGGCCAAAGAUGAUGAAAUUGAAUCGAUUACAAGUUCGCUCGUCUCCCAUGACAACCGAUAUUUUAUGGAACAGAUAAAAGAACUACAGAGUUGUAUCACAGAGCUCACCGUCUACAUGACACGUGACACACAGUUCAUCCCUCCUGCGUCCACCUCUGAACUGUGUUCUGCCGCUAAACAGUUCAUUGUUUCAAACCACGCCGUAUCGAUGGCUGAGAUGGAGUCUAAACACAUGUUGGAGAUCAACCAGUUAAAGGUGGAACUGGAAGAGAAGAUGAGAGAUCUAGAAAUGAGUCACGCUUAUAGUAGAGGUGAUCUUGAAGCAAAGUACGACCAGAUCCUCCUAGACAAAGAGGACGGGUACCAUGAGAAGAUGAGGUGUCUGGACGAGCAGGUUUACUGUCUGGAGAGUGAGUUAACCAUGUUGAAGGGAGACAUGAGUAAAGCUGAGCUGAGUGCUGAACGAGAGGGGAUCGAGAGUGAACUGAAGUCCUCUUCUAAUGAGUUCUUUGUUCACGUCACAGAACACGCCUCUCCACCUCCUACUUUUACUGAUUCCAACAGAUAUAGGGAAGAAAAACAAGAGGUUCUCACAACUCCUAAGAAAAACAUCCCUAAGCGUACUGCAAGCUCGGGAGUACAAAGAUCGCAGAGUAUGAAGCAACCUAAAAAGUCGCAAUCUUCUCCGGCUUCUAAUCGCAGGAGUAGUUUCUCUACUUCUGGUAUUAGGCCACCCAAACAGCGAGCCGUUAAAAACAAACAAGCUGCUGAGAAGGAAAACCAAAAUGAGAUGAAACCGACCAAACUUAAUCCGGUCAAAGAAAAGCUCGUUAACCAAGAAAAAGAGGGCAAGACACUGAAAGUUAAAUCUGUUUGUGCUUGGAGUCAGACACUCGGUGUCCCUAUGUUAAGUUCUACUUCGCAGACUGUGAUUCGUAACUCAACGGAUAACUGCUCCCAAACGGAUGACAUCACCGAGGGCAACAAGAAGAUAAAGAAAUCAAGUACUCAGGAUGAUGAAACUAAAAGAGAAGAUUCUAAGUUCAAAAACCAAGUGGACCAGAUCGAGGAUCUCUGGAAUGAUCUGAUUCCCACAGACGACAGCUUAAAUCUGGCUGAUUGCAGUUUCGCUGCCAUGGAUUUUUCUAUUCCUACUGAUUGUAUAACACAAGAACCUGUCGAGAACACAGAAAUCCGUCAUCUCGGUCUGGAGGACACAGAAAUCCUCCCAGAAGAGUACAUCACAUCCCGGGAGAACAGUGAGAACUACCUGGACAACAUCUCACAGGGAUCAGAUGAGGAGGAGGGAUUACAGAACAGCAACGAUCUCUUUGGAGUGUCCGGGGAUGAUAUGAUGAGGUCACGUGACACCACUGGGUCUCUGAACGAAGACUCACCACACAAGAUGAUGGGUCGGAUACUGGCACAGCGGGUCACAGAUGAAGUGCUGAGAGGUGAGAUGGAGGAAGAAGGUGAAAUGUCAACCUUCCAGGAGAUGCAGAUUCUGCUAGCAAAUAAGGAACAGGAGAUAGAAGCACAAGAUUUCCAGAUAUUUGAGCUGAGAGAAGCGUUAGAGCGAUCACGUGAGGAUUCUAAGCGUCUGAACAUGCUCAACAUGAUUCAUAUGGACACUGCAAUCUGUAGAGACGUGUCUCAACCUACUGUAGCGGACAUUGCAUGUAGUCCUAUCCCUCCUCACCUGGAGACAAGAGGGACACGUGACCAUGGCAACCAGGAGAUACCGUCACGUGACCUGGUGGAAGUUGGGGUGAACACCAGCUUUGUGUUUGAGGACGAUAUCAGUCAGCAUCCUCACAAGUCGAACAUCACCUCGCUGCUAGCUCAAUUAAAUCUAGAAGACACCCGAACAGGUAACAAGACUCUGGGAGAUGAAACACUAAACACUACUACUGGAGCACCCGACCUGUCAUUGUUUGACCUGACCCUUACUACAGGCCUCUCUCACUCUGAGAAUCCUGAGCAAGCUACACUCAUCAACCAUCUCUGCGAUAUCCAGUCGGAAGCGAUGAAGAUACAGGACAGAUCAGACGAGUUGUGUCGGGAUAACGAGAGAUUACACAACCAAGUGGGAGAGCUGAGCAAGGAGCUGGAGGUGGAGCGAGGCAAGGUAAAGAAUAAGAUCAGAGAGAUUAUGGAGGAGAGGGAGAAAAACAAGAAACUUGAAACUCAGAUACUUGCGAACAAUGAGCUACAAGUGAAAAAAGUGGAGCAACUGAAUAAAAAGUUAGCUCAAGAAGAAACAUUAAGGAAGAAAAGUCAACACACUAUCAAAGCUAAUAAAGAGUUGCACAAGAAGAAGUUGGAUGAAGUGUUCGCAUUCCACCAAAGAGAACUUGAUGAGUUAACUGCAAAGAAGGAGCUGACUGAAGAACAGGCGAAAGGGCUAGCCAAGCUAAUAAAUGUAGAACCGGACAAGGAGCUUGUCUCGACUGAUUGUCAAACCAGCUUGGUAUUCUCAAACUUCGUGCUGCAUAUGAGCACAGAGACCAAGGGGACAUGUCCAGAUAACACACCUCCUAACAACGACACCGACUCUCUCAAACAGCAGCUCAUCCAGGUAGAAGAGGAAUACCUGGCCCUGAAAGACCAGACUCGCUCUAUAGAAGGAAGAAGUAACAAACUAGAGGACCACAACAGGCAGCUCGUGCAACAAGCUCGCUUAUUGGAGGAACAAGCCAGGGAGACAGAGCAGAUUUACCUCCGACAAAACCAAGAGAAGAACGCCCUUAUCGAAAUGACUAACAGAGAAAAAAAAGAGGUUGAGGAAGAGUUAGUGAAGAUGAAAGAAGUCGUAAGUGUGAGCGAAGAGAUCAUAUCCUCCGUGGUUCCCAAUUAUCUGAUGAAUAACUCGGAUCUCCCCACUAUGCAAUUAAGAGACAGUCCGAUGAAUGGGGAUCAUUUCGCCGUUGACAGCAGUCAGAUGAGUAACGACACAGUAAACUUCUCUUGUCUGACUAAUGCUGGGGAAGAGUGUGCCCUCCCGGGGGCUACGAGAUACCUGGCUGGGUUCUACAAGACUGCCACCGAACAGGUGCAAGAAUUGGAACAACUUCUACAUCAAAAGGACUUUAAACUCAACUCUCUUGUGUCAACAAACUCUGGGCUGAGCAACCGUCUCUCCCAAAGCGAGGCAAAUCUAAAAUCGCUGAAAGGGAAGAUGUCAGACUACGACGACAUUAAAGAAAAGUUACAAGAAGCAAACAGAGCUAUAGCAAAACUAAAAGGAGAGAUACUGAAACUGAGCACUGAAGCGCAGAAUGCUCAGUUCCAGGGAAAUUCAGCAGACGAUGAACUGAUAGAAGAGAACGAGGAUCUGAAAUGCCAGGUGGAGAAACUGGAGGAAAUCAAAGCAACGCUGCUGAACGACGUCCAACUUCUGAGGGAGCAGCUUGAUGAGGAUCAAGUCAUGAACGACCAGGCAGCAAAAGAGAUUGCUGAAGCAAACGAACUCAUCGAGCAGCUGAAGUCUCAUAAUGACAAUCUAGAAGAAACUCUACAAACGUCAGAGGAUAGAAACAGGACUCUGGAAGACAACAUACGCUCAUUGGAGGAACAACUAGCUACUUUACAGACCCAAAUUAAACAGGAGAAGACUGCUAAUAGGGAGCUGCUGGAGAAAGCUGAGGAUGCAACCUCUUCUAAAAACAGCAAACACAAUAAAGAAAUGGCAGAUCUGCGCACUACACGUGAUGAGCUGCAGAGCACAAUUGACCAGCUGAAAGGGGAGCUGAGACGGAAGGGGCUCGAAAUAGAGGAAGUGAACGACAACAACUCUUCCCUCCAGAGGAAACUAAACAAACUGCAACCCUCUCUUGAUUCUUAUGAAGAGGAGAACUUGAAGUUGAAGGACCAGCUGAGUUCUCAGCAGGCACAGAUGCUGAAGCUAAAGAGAGAGGUCGAGGAACUGCUAAGUGAUAAAGAGGGACUUGGCGAGAGUUUGUCGGCACUGAGGUUAAAGGUGAAUGUAGAGAGGAAGCAUGUUGGUACUCAGUCUAAAAGCGUCAUCGAUCCGUUUGUUAACGCUAUUAAAAGUAACGUGAGUAGCACACUAAAACUGAAGUUGAAAGAAGCAAAAGAUAAAAUCUCACAACACGAAGUAGAGGCUGAAAAUCAAGAAAAGGCUCUGAAGAAAGUAACAAUCGAGUUGCACGAGUGCAAGGAACAACUCGCUAGUGCCGAGGAAAAGAUUGAGAAACUUGAGUCAGCACUCGACGACUUGAAAGGGAAAGUGAACGUCCGCAAGAAGUCAGCGAGCUCUCAGGCAGCAGUGAGCAGAUACGACGUAGGUUCGACCUGUACCCUAUUGGACAGUAACAUGGACCCUGACCUGCAACAGAACUACGACAAGCUCAAGUCUCAGUUAGGAGAAAUGUCAUCAGAACUAGAGAGUCUGAAGAAGACCAGGAUUGAACUCGAGGCUCAAGUAACUCAGAUACAAACACAGAAAUCGAACAGUGACAACCUGUCGGAGCAGCUGCAGCAGGAGCACGCAGCAGCACUAGAACGUCUACGAGCCACUCUGAAUCUUGAGAAAGAGGAAGCGUUGAACGUUCUGACAAGAGAAGCAGAGACAGCCAGACAGAAACGAGAUGACUCUUAUCGUCAGGACCUGGAGAGGAGAGAAUUGGAGAGCAAAAGACAACUGGAGAAAGUUAUCGGAGACAUGGAGAAGAAGAGGGAGCAGGAUUGUGCAAUGAUAGCCAGGAAAGUAGGUCUGGACCCCAACUCUCUUGCUACAACAGCCCCUGACUCUUCCCAACUUACUGACAGAAUAGAGGCCCUACACAAUCAGGCGCUACAGAUACGAAACUUAGCGCUCUCUUUCUACGAAGCGAGCCAUCCGCCAACUAGAGAGGCGUCUGUGCAAGCGAUUGUUAAGAUGUUCAAAUGCUCUACUCAGACCCCAGAUGUCGACAUAACGCCCCCACCAAAAUCCAGUGAAUCUCUACACGACUUUAUCAAGGUGUUUAAAGAAGAGCACGAGAAGCAGACGGAGGUUUUGUUAAAGCAGCUGAGGACGGACGAGAAACCAGUCUCCCCCUGUGAGGAUGUGCCUCAACUUAAAGAAGAAAUUAAGAGGUUGAGAUUGUCAUUAGAAACAUACACGACACGAUGCGCGAUGUUGGAACACAACAGCAGAAUUCUCAAGGACCGGAAUACCGGACUUGAGAACGACAUGAUCGCAAGUGCAGCUCAGCACAAUAGUUUCCUUAUGGCUGACGAGGAUUCACAGCUCUACAAUUCGCACGCCCAAAGACCCGAGCCGCGCGACCUUCGCAAGCGAUUGGCUGCGUGCCAGAGUGAGAUUGGAAAACUUCAAGACAAUGUUUCAGAAUAUCAGGAAGCCAUAGAGCAUCUUGAGACCGAAUUAGAUCGAGAAAUAGAGGAGAGAAAGCGGGCAGAAAAACGAAUGAGGUCUGCUGAGUCGGCUGUUAUCGAAAUAAAGAACGACGACAUAAUGGCUCGGGAUUCUAAGGACGACACGUUAAAUACGGAUCUAAAUCAAGCGAAAGAAAGUUGUCGUCUACUGGAGACGGAGAACAAAAAACUGAAAACCGCUAAUGGGAAAUUGCGGAACUUGAAUAAUACUCUGAUGGAAUCAAACAAGCAGCUGAAACAUGCUGAUAACGAAAACUACGUUUUAAAUGUUAGCAGCAAGUCGAGUAAUCUGAUACACGAGAUAGAUAACUUGAAGGAGGUUGAGGAUCUCCGGAUGGAAUUGACGAGCAAAGAAACAGAUCUGGCGCGAAAAGAAAACAGGAUCAGUUUGUUAGAGAGUGAAAUAGACACAAAAAGCAGCAUGAUUAAAGCUCAGAAGGAUGAGAUGGAGUCAAAGGAUAAGGUUAUCAGAAUGAUAAAAUCGGAGCUGUCAGCACAGCAGCUAGACAUAGCUGAAUUGAAAGCAAUGUUAGAAAUAGAGCGAACUAGGGGCGAGGAACUCGAGAGACGACUCAAAUCGUCUGAUCUCCGGCAGCUGGACGAUUCUUCUGCUAGGGACGAGUUGAAACGUUUAAGGUCCGAAAAUUCGGAGUUGUUAAAAGAGUACGGACCUGGAUCUCCAAACUCCAGAUCUCGAGUCACCAAGGCAUAUCUUAAGUUUUUAAGAGCAGAGAGUUACAGGAAGGCCCUUGUUUUCCAGAAGCAAUACUUGUUGAAUUUGUUAUCCAAAGCAAAAGCAGUAGAGAAUGCUGCUUUGUCAAUACUUGAGAUAAAGCAAGAUGAUUCCAAGAAGACAAAGCCGAGGUUUAAACAUGCUGUAUUUCUGGUGAUCGCCUCAAUUCGCAUGAGGAACUUGGUGGUGAAAUGGAGAAAAGUUAGGGAAUCGUUAGAAGAAAAACAGAGAAGAAAGCAGACCCCGUCAACUUGUCACAGCUCUCAAUUAACAGAGCACAGAGCAUUGACAUCUCAAAACGAUAUCAGACCGCCAGUGUUCGACAAGUCACCUUCCCCAGUUCCCAAGAUAAGUAGCACAACCUCCCUUCACUCGGGAUACCCUAAGUGGGACUCCUCCAGACCGCUCAGUCCUCCAUCACAUCCCAGAGACGGCCUCUCCAACAGGGUGUACGGAUCACCCUCUCCCGAUCCCUCCCUGUCACGCCUCGAUCAGCAACUUGCUAGACUCCGACAAACCAUCAACACUCGCGCUGCCUACAACGAGCAGAAAAAUGACCGAUCACGCGUGAGUGAUCACGCAUCUCCGUUAGCACGCGUGAGCGAUCACGCAUCUCCGUCAGCACGCGUGAGCGACCACGCAACUCCUUUAUCACGCGGUAGGAACGAGCGCGUUACGCCUGAACGAGACAGCGGCGUCUGCAAGCCAGUUCAAGGCGAAGACGACAGCUCUGGGACUCUGUCAGACAUUUCAAACUAUAUCUCUCGGUUAGAGGCAGUUCAGUCUAGAUUGACUGAUCUGAAACUCUCCUCUUAUAAAAUAUAUGACACAAAUAAAUCACUUACGUAGCGGUAGCAUUACGUAUUUACGCGUACAUGUUGCAUUGGUGUAUUUCGCUUUUUGGGACAUUUUCUGUGGAUUCUAAGGCAAAAUCGAUAUGGUCUUAUAAUCCAGGCAUAAAGUUUUCGAUAAUUCAGAAAAUUAAACGUGUCCUAUUUUACUAAGUCUGGUUAUGAUCCUUAAAGAUCACAAUAUUAAUACCGUAACAGAAUAAUUGCUGAGGCGAAGUUUUAAUUUGAGGCUAUAAUUUUAGAUAACUGCAUUGCUUUUGUAAAUAUUUCAGUACUAUUUCGUGUGACUGACUACAUAACAAUGGUGCACCAUUGUCGCAUUUGACUCUCAAGAAGUUCUAAACAUGGAACUGCAUACUGGAGUUUGUUAAUUAUUGAAUUAUUUAUGCGAUAUAUUUACCUUUGUCAUUCUCCGUCUUCAUGAUCAUUAAUAAUAUGAAUAUAAUCAUUUGUUAUUCACUGCAA
This is a messenger RNA of Bolinopsis microptera, 7824 nucleotides long. Its product is annotated as putative leucine-rich repeat-containing protein DDB_G0290503. The record is from RefSeq and is a predicted model, not a curated record. The transcript has 44 exons. Lineage: Eukaryota; Metazoa; Ctenophora; Tentaculata; Lobata; Bolinopsidae. Bases 80 to 7357 code for a protein of 2425 amino acids.